ACUUCCAUGUCCCAGACCCAGGUCAAGCAGGAUCCUGAAUUCUUCCCACCCCUGCCGGUCAAGGAAACGCUCCGCCAAAAGGCCAAGGAGGGCUCUGAUCUUCGGAACCCCCGGGAUCACCCUUACUACUCCCUGCCUACUCACAAUGAUGGAAAGUACUACUGCCCCUUCGCCAACGGAGAGAAGCCCUGCAACCACCCCCCGACUACCCAGAAGUGCGCCUAUCACAAAUACUUGGACUCCCACUUGAAGCCAUACCGCUGCAAGGUGGCCGCCUGCAUGGAUGCUCAGCUGCAGUUCUCUUCGAACGCAUGCCUUUUCCGCCACGAGCGCGAAGCCCAUGGAUUCCACGGUCACGGAGACAACCCCCACCUGUGCCUGUUUGAGGGUUGUGACAGGUCGGUUCCUGGUUACGGAUUCCCCCGCAGAUGGAAUCUGUUCGACCACAUGCGACGUGUGCACGACUUUGCCUCUUCUGACAGGCACAGCUCCCCGGAUGCUUCCCCCACUACUGGACCGGCCAAGAAGAAGGAGACGGGCGGACGCAAGCGCAGAGUUGCUGGUGUCACUGGAGCCCCCACCAUGAAGCGCACUCGUUCCACCCAGUCCCAGACCAACCCUCUCAAGGCUGCCCAGCAGACUUCUGCUCAUCACAACCAGAGACUCCAGAAUGCGGAGAGAAACUACUACAACUGCCGGUCCCGGCUGCUCGAGGAACUCACCAACAUCACGCCCCAGGAUUCUUCCAUGCAUGAGAAGGUCAAUGCCAGCCUUCAGGAGCUCAUUACACUUGGACUUAACUACCGCCACAUUGAAGCCAGCCAGGCUGCGGCCCAGAUCGCUCACGGCCUUCCUGCUUGA
Molecule: messenger RNA, 861 nt
Organism: Aspergillus niger
Lineage: Eukaryota; Fungi; Ascomycota; Eurotiomycetes; Eurotiales; Aspergillaceae
Exons: 2
Source: RefSeq, a predicted model, not a curated record